GCAACACAAAACCAGUAAAACUACAACGCCCAAAAUGCAAAUCGGAAGGACCCAAAAUCCAGGAAGUGGGGAGAGAAGCCGGCAGUUUGGAAACGAGUCGUGAUGGCUGCAGUUUUGUAUAAAUGUAUUGAGUGCAGUCAAGAGGCAAACGAACUUCACAGAGAUUACAGCAAUGGCGUGUUAAAGAUUACCAUAUGUAAGUCUUGCCAAAAGCCAGUGGACAAGUACAUCGAAUAUGACCCUGUUAUAAUUUUGAUUGAUGCCAUUUUAUGCAAAGCACAAGCUUACAGGCAUAUUAUUUUUAAUACAACAUUAAAUAUACAUGGGAAACUGUUUGUGUUCUGCCUGCUAUGUGAAGCAUACCUCAGGUGGUCACAACUGCAGGGCUCCAAGCAAAGCAGUGACCCAGCGGACAUCAUCCGAUACACAAAAGAGUGGGAUUUCUACAGAAUGUUUGGACUAGCUGCUCUAGAGCUAAUGAUGUUUCUAGUAGGGGUGUUUACUUUCCUGUGGUUAAUAAAAGGCUACCUGAAAACAAUUUUUGAACCAGCCAUGAUGCUGAAGGCACUACUACUGUCCAGCUAUGGCAAACUGUUAGUCAUCCCAGCUGUGAUCUGGGAACAUGACUACUCCCCACUGUGCCUCCACCUGAUAAAAGUGUUUGUGCUCACUUCAAACUCACAAGCAGUUAGAGUUAUUCUCAACUGUAGCAGAAGACUUUCAUUCCUGGUUAUCUUCAUUGGUUUGUUAAUGGAAACAUCUGCAUCUUACUUCUUCCAGAAAAUGGAGUGGAGCACAUAGGACAAGUGGUUUUAGCUUUCUCUGCAGUUUUCCUGUUCUUGUUAUCUUCAGUUACUAUUUUUUCAUGAAACACAUCUUCAAUUGAGGUUGUCAACAGAAACACUUUUUUUUUUUUUAUUAUUACUGAAGGUGGGUGUCUGGUGUUGUGGGCAUUCUUAAUAAUGGGGGUUAUCUGUCCAAACAGAUAUCUUUUUUGGAUGACAUCCUUUAGGGGUGUCCUAUGCACUUACCAUGCCAUGGUUCAUAUUUGUCAACCCUGUACAAAUACUGUGGCUGACUUCAAAGACUCUCCAAUUGAAAAUGUCAACAAAUAGUCAUAGUGUGUACAUGAUAAAAACAGUUGGUGCACGUUUUACAAUUAUAUAUUUGUUGUGUGUUUUAUACUAGGCAAAGUUAUACAAAACAAAUGUCACCUCCAGUGGAGAAAAAGGGGCAAUUGCUUUUGUUGAAAUUGACAAAGAGUUAAUGUCUGAUGCUUAGCACUGACAUAAAAAUAAAUAGAUGGUAUUGUUGAAAUAAUUGUUUUGAUUUAUUGAAUACAAAUGCAUAAAACUUUUUUUUUUGCUUUGUGAAUAAUAAAGAGGUCAAAUGUU
This is a messenger RNA of Acipenser ruthenus (sterlet), 1394 nucleotides long. It is a transcript of the gene arv1, whose product is annotated as ARV1 homolog, fatty acid homeostasis modulator. The record is from RefSeq and is a predicted model, not a curated record. The transcript has 5 exons. Bases 103 to 801 code for a protein of 232 amino acids. Gene Ontology annotation, biological process: regulation of plasma membrane sterol distribution; sphingolipid metabolic process; sterol metabolic process. Gene Ontology annotation, cellular component: Golgi apparatus; cortical endoplasmic reticulum. Lineage: Eukaryota; Metazoa; Chordata; Actinopteri; Acipenseriformes; Acipenseridae.